Messenger RNA from Cynoglossus semilaevis (tongue sole), 8420 nucleotides. RefSeq names its product microtubule cross-linking factor 1. NCBI's taxonomy places the organism in Eukaryota, Metazoa, Chordata, Actinopteri, Pleuronectiformes, Cynoglossidae. Gene Ontology annotation, biological process: regulation of autophagy. The coding region runs from base 753 to 6755 and encodes 2000 amino acids. The record is from RefSeq and is a predicted model, not a curated record. The transcript has 14 exons.
AAUGUUUGGACUGUUGGAGUUUAUUUCAGUGUCUGGUCAUUCUGUGACCCUGUGAAUUCUCCCUUUUGUCUCCUAUUCCAAGGUUGAAUAUUUUAUUCUUUUUAAUUAUUGCAAAUGUUCAAUCUAGUCAUGCUUCAUAUUUCGAUUUCCCCGAGCAAUAUUUUAACUCAUCACUCUUGUCAUUAGAGGGCGUCAUCUUCAGACCGUGUCAGACCUGGUCCCACAGAUGACUGUACUCAGGGGAACUGCUGCUGCUGCCGCCGCGCAUGCGCACUACUGAAACUCACGGCCGUGGAUCCUCACACCGCAGCAACUGCAGAUAUUCCAUGUCAGAUUGGAAGGAGAGGGAGCAGGGAGGACGAAACACGGGGGGAGCAGCGCGUAAAGGCCACGAGAGAGGGAUGGAGACCCGGUGUGAGGAGCAGGAGGAGGGCUGAAGUGACUCCUUUCUUUCUUUCCCUUUUUUUUAUUUACUUAGUCUUGAUCCGCAUAUGCAACCUGCCCGUAAUCCCAUCUAUGCCUCUAAUCCCCGUUUAUUCGAUCGUUUCCUCAGAGGUGGAUCCACACUGACAGCCUGGUGAGUGCAGACAGGAUGGAGUGAAAGAGCCAGCACAACGCAGGAUGCGCAUCUCCAGCCUGACCAGGAAGAAGACCAAAAACCCCGAGUGUCUUCCAGGCGUCGCCUGUCAGAGACUUCCCUCGGUGCCGUGGAUUGAUCCCUUCCUACAUCCCCGUGCUGCUGCUGGAGUAUAAUGGAGAGCUCCAAUGGCUCUGGGGGUGAGCACAAACCGCAGAACCACCAGGUGGAGAAGAAGAGGCUGAACCGAGCACCGUCCCCGGCCAGACCGUCCCUCAAGGAUGUGCACCCCCGCUCCACUAAACCACCUGCCAUCGUCCCCAAGUCCCCCAAACUCAAGCAGCAGCAGCAGCAGUCUGCCUCCGUGCCCUCAUCGCAUCCCAAAAGCAUCUUCCGGCGCACUCCUCGGGCCAAGGAGAAACCAGCUGCCGUGAAAAGUAGCCCCAAAUCCCCUGUGGUGAAAAAGCCCACCAAGGGACCCCAUCAUGCAGCAGCUGAGGCCAAACCCACGAGCCCCAAACCGGACAGCACCAGCAGCCCGACUCUCGCCAAAGGCAAGAAGGAGAAACCAGCCUCCCCCGGCCCGCACAGCCAAGUAUCUCUGAUCCGGGUACCGACCGGAGUGGCUCUCGCCCGCGUCAGUCAGACGGACAGCAGCUCGGAUCUGUCAGACUGCCCCUCUGAGCCGCUGUCAGAUGAGAACAGACUGGCGCCGGCCGCCAGUAGCGACGCCGAGUCCGGUACCGGCUCCAGUGACCGGGACCAGCAGGGAGCCGAGAACCCGCUGCGGCCAGAGGCCACAGGAGCGGCGGCUGCUGCCGCUGCUGCUCUGCGCACAACAGAAGCUUCUGCAACCGCCAAGGAAAGCAUGUCUCAGGCUCAGCCCGCUCCGGGGGCGCACGGUGAUAAACACAAGCAGAAACAGGCAACAAGCGCACAAUUCAAACUGCCAGCCACCAGAGAUCCAGCCGAGGAGGAGCUGCUGCGAGAGAUCGAAGAUCUGAGAUCAGAAAACGACUACCUCAAGGAUGAAGUGGACGAGCUGCGAGCAGAGAUGGAGGAGAUGCGUGACAGCUACCUGGAGGAGGAGGUCUAUCAGCUGCAGGAGCUGCGCAGGGAACUCGACCGAUCCAACAAGAACUGCCGCAUCCUGCAGUACCGCCUUCGAAAGGCGGAGCAGAAGAGCCUGCGGGUCGCACAGACGGGACACAUGGACGGAGAGCUGCUCCGUAGUCUGGAGCAGGACUUGAAGGUGGCCAAAGACGUGUCUGUGCGUUUGCACAACGAGCUGGAGAGCGUGGAGGACAAACGCAGCCGAGCCGAGGACGAGAACGAGCUGCUCAGGCAGAAGAUCAUCGAGGUGGAGAUUUCCAAACAGGCACUGCACAACGAGCUGGAGCGGACCAGAGAGACUGUUCUGAGGAGACGGGGGAGCAGAGAAACAUUUAAGGACAAAAAAUACACAAGUCAGGAGGACAGCGCAGACCUCAGGUGCCAGCUCCAGUUUGCCAAGGAAGAAUCCGGCCUAAUGAGGAAAAAGAUGGCCAAGCUUGGCCGAGAGAAGGACGAACUGGAGCAGGAGCUGCAAAAGUACAAGUCCGUCUACGGGGACGUGGACAGUCCACUGCCUCUGGCUGAAUGCUCCGGCGGAGGCCCUCACACCACACGAGAGGCUGAGCUGAGAUUACGACUCAAGCUGGUGGAGGAAGAGGCCAACAUCCUGGGCAGAAAGAUCGUGGAGUUGGAGGUGGAAAACCGUAGCCUGAGGGCCGAGAACGAGGACAUCCGCUGUCAGUAUGAAAGGGACUGCUUCGGCCGGGAGCCCUUCUCCAGCAUGCCUUCAUCGCCAUACGGUGGUGACUCGCUGGAAUCUGCCAGUGAGCUACGCCGGCAUCUCCAAUUUGUGGAAGAAGAAGCUGAACUUCUACGUCGCUCAAUUUCAGAAAUAGAGGAUCACAACCGACAGCUGACCUCUGAACUUAACCGCUUCAAAUUCGGCCCCAGCAGUAGUCUAGGGCCAGUGGGUGAGGAGGGCGGUGACGCUGGACUGUACAAACCAGGCAACGGGAACGGCAACGGUUCCAGCGGGAUGAUGUUGGAGGAGCUAAAAUCAGCCAGGAUGCAGAUCAACGAGCUGAGUGGGAAAGUGAUGAAGCUGCAGUACGAGAACCGUGUCCUCAUGUCCAACGUCCAGCGCUGUGACCUGGUGGCACACAUCGGCCUGCGCACCGGCAGCCCCCGAGAUAGCGACGCAGAGAGCGACACGGGGCGGCGGGAGUCUGCUGAGGAAGAGGAGGCGGGAAGACUUCUUCUUCUCCAUCCUAAGAGAGAGGGACCUAUUGGAGGAGAGAGCGACUCUGAAGACAUGUUCGAGAAGACCACAGAAAACACCUCAGGGUUCGUUAGCAUCAAACCAUCAGACAUCACCGAGCUCAGCACCGCCGAGUUGGCCAGCCGCCGGCGGGAGGAGCGGGAGUCGCUGAGCAACGUCAGACGAGAGGCCGAGAGGCUGGGGAGGUCGGUGGAUCGUCUGAUCACAGACACAGACAGUUUGAUGUUUGAUGGCCGGCUGAUGGUGACAACGGGCGAGAGCCUGAAGGAAGGGGCAGCGGCAGGUUCCAAACCAGACACCCAGGCCCUGGAUGCCAUCAACAGCCGGAUGAAAGCUUUUCGCACUGAGCUGAACGUCUUCCUGGAGAAGCUGGAGCACGUAGGGGAGGGGCUGAGAGAGAGGACAGAUGACUUGUCCCCUAUGCCAAACCUCACAGAGUCCAGCAGUUUCCUGUCCACCGUCACCUCCAUGUCCCGCGACUCUCCCAUCGGCACCUUUGGAAGAGACCUGGCCACGGACUUCCAGUCUGUUCAGAGAGAUGAGCUGGAGUGGCAUCUAGGACAGGAGCGAGGAGUGGAGCCCCAGAGCAAGAGCCAGGGUUGGGGCCAGCCCCAGAGCAGGGGAGCUGCGGGACUCACUAGGUACAACAGGCCCCUGGCUUUAAGAGCAGAGCUCCGGGACGCCCCGACCCCUGACGUCAGUUUUCAUCUUGAUCACGAACAAAAACCACGAGCACUGACAGAGGAACCAGGGGGCGUUGUUCCUCAGCCUCAGGAUGAGGACCUGUUGCGUCUGGAGGCCCAGCGUGGGGCUCUCCAGCUGCAGGGGCUUCAGAGUCACGAGGUUCCCUGGACUCAGGAGAGGACAAUGCUCCAGCAAGAGGUUCGUCUGUUCAGACGCAACACCGUCAUCAUCUACAUGAAGCUCAGGUGGAUCCUCAUGCACUGGAGGCUGGCACGCAAAGGAGACGGCGGCGAGGAGGCGGUUCUACCUGAGGUGGGUUUUCAGGCUCAGUCGAUUCUGCAAACCUGCUGGUUUGGACAGUUUUUUGAUACUGACAUCUUCCAGUUUGACAAGUUGGAGAGCCUCCCAGAUGUGGGGGUGGUAAUGGGGCAGGCAGAGGGGGAGUCGGACCAGGAGGACAGACUGUGUCUACCACCAACUCCAGGAGAUCUUCCAGACCCUGGGGCCAUCAGUCCUCAUGAUCAGCACCUGCAGCACCAAAGACAGUUGAGGGAGAACCGCCGGGUGCAGCAGGCCCUGCGGACGCUGCUGGAGGAGUUUCGGGAGGAGCUGCAGGAGGAGGAGUCGUGGCGGUGGCAACUGCAGCAGUCCUAUGCCAAUGACAAAGCCGCCUGGGAGGUCAAGUGGGCAGAGAUGAAGUGCCAGGUUGCACAGUUGGAGCAGGAAGCCAGAGGUCAAGUGCGAGGUGAAGCACAAGGAAGUACAGGGGAGCCUUUAGUUGACCCAGAGUGGACGUUGAAGCAGGAGCGCGAGGAGCAUCGGCAGCUGCUGGCUGACAGCCACAGCACCUCCUUGGACCUCCGCUGGAAGCUGCAGCACGGGGAGAAGAAGUGGAGCUGCGAGAGGGCAGAGCUCAUGGAGCGCUUUGACCAGGAGAGGCAGGAGUGGAGCUGCAGCAUGAGAGAGCUCCACCACAAGAUGGAGAAGAUGCAGCAGGAGCUCAAAAGUCUGCACGGCGACAGCAGUGAUGUCAAAGAUGGAGGUUCAGGCACCAGAGGCGCCGUCCAACCUCAGGACCCUCUCAGCAACCCACGCUCCCCCUGUACGUCGACCCCUCUCCUGGCCCCCGCCACACGUUCGUACUCAGACUCCGAGGCCAUGCUGGAGGAACAGGGGGCGGCGAUGAGGCUGAAAGGGCCAACGGAGAGCCUCUUCCUGGAUGCUCUAUCUCUGGACCCUCUCAGCCUGGAAGUCCCUCCACCCUCCAGACUUGAGAGUGAGAAGAGGUUCCCCUGCAUGAAGGAGGCCCUUGAUGAGAUUUCAGAGAGAGAAGCCGCUCCUGUGUUCCCAGAGGAGGAGAUGAGCGGUGGGAGUCUGCUCAGAGCAAAGUCGGUCUGCUCCAUGAGUGACUUCCAAAGACUAAUGGACAGCUCCCCGUUCCUUCCUGACAAAGCUCACCCAGGGGAUCAAGGCCAAGAUGACAUCACUCCACCUCUGUCCCCGGACGACCUCAAGUACAUCGAGGAGUUUAACAACAAGGGUUGGGACUUCCCACUGGCCACCUCGGGCUCAGGUCCGUCUCGACAGGAGUGGACAGAAACCACUUCAGACGCUCGGGGAGGAGAAUCCAUUCCUGAUCCAUUCCAGCCAGCCUCCUGGUUCCUCACCACCAGCGCCACAAUGACCACCAGCACCCUCAGCAGCCCUGAGCACUGCCACAAGUCCCCCCGCAAGGGCAACGAAGCAGGGCCUGCAGGGGUGGGAGUGGAGCACUAUGGGGUUCACAUGCUCCACAGCCCCACCAGAGCUAGAGCUGGUGAACAUCACACUCUCCAGGACCCAGAAAUCCUCUAUGCCAAAGGGACCAAAACUAGGGGCGGAGGAGAGGCGGCGUUAGGAGCCACCGGGCCAGAUGAGGUGUUCAGCAGUGGGAGGUGGCCGUGUGGUCUUUUAGAGACUGGAGCGCUGAUGACCUCUCCUAGUCAGUCACCUAUCUGUCCCACUGUGGGCUUCACAUCGUCUCUGGAGCUUCAACUGUCCCGGAACAUGAGCGAUGAUAUGAAGGAGGUGGCCAUCUCCGUCAGGAACGCCAUCCGUUCUCCACCCGGGCCUGCGGUGCGGGACAUCGCCUGCCAGACCAAUGGCUUUACCACACGGGGAACUCAGACCACCCAGACCAUCAGUGUGGGUCUGCAGACAGACCUGCUGAGGAAUCUGACCAGCAGCCCACACCGCUGCCUUACACCCAAGGGUGGAGGUACACCCAUCUCCUCCCCGUCACGCAGUCUGAGGAAGGUGCAGUACUCCCCCGUGAUCCAGAGUAAGUUUGAAAGACCCUGCUGCUCACCAAAGUAUGGCUCCCCCAAACUGCAGCGCAAAAUGUCAACGUCCAGUAAAACUGAGCUCCCCAACACUAGCCGCGCCCCCACCCCGACCACGCCCCAGAAGGGCAACAGUGAGUCAGCGUGGGCCCGCUCCACCACCACCCGGGACAGCCCUGUCCACACCACCAUCAACGACGGCCUCUCCAGCCUCUUCAACAUCAUCGACCACACUCCUGUCAGUUACGACUCCAUGCAGAAGUUCAACAAGUCCCCCAGUCGCUCCCGGCCCUCCCCACCCUCCACCACGGAGCCCAGCCCUCCUCAAGGGGCCCUCGCGACAGACCGAAACGUGCAGGAGUGCUUGCGGACAGUCCGAGGGCGGUCGCCGAGCCCCGUGCAGCUGAUAGUGGAGACUCAGGGGGAGAAGAAUCCAGAGGUGGUGGUGAGCAUACGACAAGACCUGUCGGCCCCGCCGGGCUACACACUGGCUGAGAACGCAGCCCGCAUCCUCAAUAAGAAGCUGCACGAGCAGAACUGUAGAGAGGAGCGGAGGCUGCAGGCCGGAGCACCGAGCAGCCACAGCAGGGACGGCAGCAGGCCGGCCGACCCAGACAGAGGACAGUCAGGAUGUAUGGAGGACCUGCCUCGCUCUCCUGUGGCUCCGCCCCUGGACUCUUGCUUCUUAAGACCGGCCCGGCCGGCCAAUCGCAGGCCACCGUCGCGCUGGGCUGCCCGCUCCCCCUCCCCUUCCCCGAAGAUGAGAGAGGGCUCGAAGAGGAGGUUCACCUUCCCACCACUGGGACAUCGGAAGACCAAGGAGGGGGAGGAGCCGGCAUGAACGCAUCCUCUACCUCCUCCAAACCUCCACCUCAGCCUAAAAAAAAAAGACUCAGUACCUCAGAAUCCUUCUCCCCUGUCUGGACUCCUUCAGAGGCAGAGCUCAACGGGAGGUGUUGGGAUCCACCCAGUAGCACCAGCUGACCAAGAAACCAGAGUGGAAUGAACUGGGAAAAUCACAAAGGCCCAUGAAAAGACUCUGAACAAAUGAGAACUACAUUUCCAUCAGAGGUGCCUGCCCACACUGGAGCUAACCAUCACCCACGUCUGUGUGUCCGAAUGUUUUUAUUACAUAAAUAUAUUUUAACAACUCUAAUGGCUGCACCGUCAGCUGUGCAGUCGAAUGUCUGUGAGUGAAUCGACAAAUGCUUCAACUAAUUAACGAGUUACAAAUCCAAAGGUUACUGAUGGUUUGUGUCCUGAAUCCUGAAUGGCCGCAUGGUGGAGGAGCGGUUAGUGCGGGAAGGCCGCUGUUUCAAACCCUGGUGGUCACUGAAGGUCUGAUGAGUUUGUGGGGAGGGGAGUUAAAACAGGCAGGAUUACAUGGUGUGAAUGUGGGUGUGAAUCGUCGUUUUGUUUCUGUACCUGGUCCUGACCAAUUUAAAAAAAAGAUCCCGGGUUUAUUUACAAAUUGCUUUUCAAUCCCAGAUCUACAGAAAAUUUCAUCCAAAUCCUGAUUUACAUCCAUAAUCACACGACUCAAUCCAUUCCUACUGUCCAGCCUCGUAGAUUAGAGGUUUUUUAAAGUCUCAGUGGGAGAAAGAACUGACACAGAUAAUUAAACAACAAACAAAACAUACAAAAAAAAGCUGUGCUUCGGGUGUGAAGCAGACACAUGAUGUCAUUUCUGAUGCAUUUUUACAUCCUGAUGAAUGUCCGGCUCCUUGAACAUGGGUGAAGACCAACUGAAACAAACUUAUGCAUACUUAGAAGGCAGUUGUACAAAUAUUAGAGUAAUAUUUGCAUGCCUUUUGAACAAUAGCAUGUACAUAAGAGCUUUGGCAAUCGCUCAGCUCCACCACGAGGGAGACGGAAAACAUGUUUGUGAAUGUUGAGCUGAUUGUUUUGGGUUUUUUUUAUCAUCUGUUUUAAUUAUGGAAAUUAAAAAUCUGUUUUUAAGUAAAUUAUUGUAUUUACCAUACUGUAUUUGUAUAGUUGUUACUACAAAAAUGUACAUCUUGAAAAAGAAAAAGGGAUUGUGAGAAAAUAAUAUGAAUGUUUCAAGAGAGAAGUCUAUGUCUAGAAAUCUAUAGUCUGAUGUAAAUGAUAAAUGUAAUAAACAUGAAUGUGUAUUUAUAAGACAUGCACCGCAUAUGUGUUUGUGUGCAUAUAUGUAUCAGUGUAGGCUGUGGGAUUAGAGCAGGGUCAGAGGUCAUACACACCACGUAAAAUAAAAAAAAAUUACAUUUCCUCUGAAGCUAUGUAUGUCUACGGUGGAAUAAGUUAGCUUUCACCAGAGAACUCAAGUUCUGACUGGCUGCCAGAGGAACAUCUGACAGAGUUAAUGAUAAAAUAUUCAUAUUGGACCCGCUGAUGGCACACAGUGACUUGGUGGAGAGAUGAAGAGGCAAAUGCCCUGCUUUUGCUUCCACUCGUCUUAAGAGGAACCAACCACCAGUGAAUAAUUUACACCAACAUUCUAAAAACACACGCACGACCUCUUUGA